Alnus glutinosa is the source of this 1352-nucleotide messenger RNA. RefSeq names its product protein MRG1. Gene Ontology annotation, cellular component: nucleus; histone acetyltransferase complex. The coding region runs from base 87 to 1064 and encodes 325 amino acids. Gene Ontology annotation, biological process: regulation of DNA-templated transcription; chromatin organization. The transcript has 10 exons. Lineage: Eukaryota; Viridiplantae; Streptophyta; Magnoliopsida; Fagales; Betulaceae. The record is from RefSeq and is a predicted model, not a curated record.
UGAGACUUUCUGCAUCAGAUAUUCAGAGGUUGUAUUCAGCUCUCCCUCUCUCUCUCUCUCUCUCUCUCUCUCUCAUUUUCGGGAAAAUGGGGAACUCAUCGAAGGACGACUCAGCCACCGACGGUGACACCUCCAGCGGGGACACUCCUCCUUCCAAUUCCGGCGUCUACUCUGAGGGCGAGAAAGUCCUCGCCUACCACGGCCCUCGCAUCUACGAAGCCAAGGUCCAAAAAGCUGAACUUAGGAAGAAGGAAUGGAGAUACUUUGUUCACUACCUUAAAUCAUUACUAUGGCUUCGACAUCUUUCCAACAGUUGGGACGAAUGGGUGGGUGCGGACCGUCUGAUGAAACAUACUGAAGAGAAUAUUACGAAGCAGCAGGCCCUUGACAAAAAACAGGGUGUAGACAAGAAUUUGAGGUCAGGUCGUUCGGCUCAGACAAAGCCAAAAAGUUCUGCAGAUACAAAAGUCGAUAAAGAAGACCUCAAGAACAAUGUGUCAAAAGGGAAGAAGCGAAAGAGUGAAUCAGGCGUUGAGAAGGAUAAUGUAUCUCUGGAAAAGCUUGUGAAGAUACAAAUUCCAUCUACUCUAAGGAAGCAACUGGUUGAUGACUGGGAGUUUGUUAAUCAGCAGGACAAGCUUGUUAAACUUCCACGAUCACCAACUGUUGAUGAUAUUUUGACAAAGUACCUUGAGUACAGGUCAAAGAAGGAUGGCAUGAUGACUGAUUCAAUAGGAGAGAUCUUGAAAGGAGUGAGAUGUUACUUUGACAAAGCAUUGCCAAUGAUGCUCUUAUACAAGAAGGAGCGCAAACAAUAUCAUGAAGUGGUCAUAGAUAAUGUCUCUCCGUCAACCAUAUACGGUGCUGAACAUCUAUUACGGCUCUUUGUUAAGCUGCCUGAGCUUUUGGCAUAUGUAAACAUUGAAGAGGAAACGUUGACCCGCUUGCAGCAGAAAUUACUUGAUUUUCUCAAGUUUCUGCAGAAAAAUCAAAGUACUUUCUUCCUUUCUGCUUAUGAUGGCCCCAAAGUUUCUGAGGGAAAAGGCAAGGGAAAAGAUGACUGAGGAUGGAACAUCUAAUUGUUGUCUUUCUUCUUAACAAUCCAGGUUGGAACAUCUAAUUGUUGUUGUAACAGUAGCAUUGGUAAUUCAUUCUUUUCAAGUGACAUUCUUCUUUAUUUUAGUUGACAUUCUUCCGGGACUUUGUUGUGUCAUGAAGUGAUACCUGUUGGAAUAGCCCAAUGUUUCUUAUAACUGAUGUGAUUGUUAUGGUGUGAUCUGCACUUAUAGAAACCAAAAACUCUCCUCGAAGUGGUGGUGGUUUGAGAUUUAAAUAGUAAUACUGUUUUGGAA